AUGAAGGGAAUCUUGGCUCUGACGACGUUGGUCGCCGUCGGAUUCUGUGCUCAGACGUCGGCUCCCGGAGGCGUCGGUUAGCAUUAUCCAAAUUGUCAACAAGAGAUAACUAUGAGAAAAAUGAAAAAAAGUAUAGGAAAGUGGUUAAAAAAAAGCUUAACAAAAGCUCUUAAAAAAAAGUAAACUAACUUGAAAAAGGUCGCAGAACGAUAUCUGCUUUUUUUAAUUUUUUUUAAAAAAAAAGAAGAAAAAAAAUAAAACCAUUGAUAAAAAAAAUUUUUGAAGCCAAGUUUAUGAUAGUUUUUAAAAUAUUUUUUUGUUUUUCCUUUUCAGAUAGUUUUAAAAAGAAAAACUUCUACAGAUUAGACUUGUAUCAUUUCCAUUUCCACGUUCUUCCAAACGUUUUUUUAAUUUUUCGAAAUUUUGACCGUGGUUUAAUGGUUUUUAAUGAAAAAAACUUCUAGUUUUGAAAGUAUGCAACUUCCCAUUUUUCAAGUUUAUCAAUUUUUUUCUUAAAAAAAUUUAAAAAAAUUAAAAAAAUGAUUUCUUGGAUUUUUAGUUUAAAACCUUUAUGUGUUUUGUACUUUCCGAAAAAAAUAGCGCUUUAGUGUGCAACUACCCGGCGACAGGCGAUGAGACGACAGAAAACGCGGUUCCGAUCGCGACUUUCCGCACGUCAGGAGAAGACUUCAUCAGGUCAGUUCAGAAGUGUCCGUCAGAGCGCGGAAGUCGCUUCAUUACAGGCCUCAAUGGUGCAUCACCCACUGCCAGGAUCGCAAGUCCAUCAAGGCCGCCAUGCUCUUUCAGCCGGCUAACGCCACUUCCGGUUGAAAACUUUUAUCAACAUGAAUAUUUGAGGCUCAUUAACAACAUGGCUCUGCAACUUUUUUUCCAGGCUUACUGAUGCAGGUCAUUUUACUUUGGGGCUGGGAAUUGCCUGAAACUCGACCGGAAUACUCCUCAAUCUAUCAAAAGAAAUUUUGAAAGUCUAAACCUGCUAAACUUCCUAGUUUUCAAAGAAUAAGGGUUCAAAGCCCCAUAAUGGUCUAUUUUAAUGGGAUUUGAGGGUUUUUUUUGACUUUGAGGUGUGCUUUAUGAAAAACUAGAAAGCCGUGCAGGAUGAGACUUUCAGGGUCUUAAUCUGGUACAUCAACGAGUGUUCUGGGCGAUUGUGAAGGAAUUAUCAACCGCAAAGUAAAAUUACCUUCCUCUUGAAGAUUCAACGGGCAGACUCAAACACAAACUUUGUUUUCGUAUUUAUUUAUUCAUCUAUUUUGUGAAACAGUUUUACACUGCUAAACAAUUCGUAAGAUUAUGAACUGGGGGGUGCAAUCGAAGUCUGACACAAGAAACAAACUUUCCAUGCUUUCAAUUUUCGAAUUUCGACUUUAGCAGUGAGAAAAAGAUCGGGGUGACCUCUGAGGACUCCAAAUAGUGAUCAUAAGUUGUAGCGGCUGAAUUACGCUGUCCCGAAAUAUGAAAAGCCUCAGCUUAUAAAAUAUCAUAAUCCUUACUUAACAUGAGCAUUUCAGCCGUCUACAAGGUGAGGACUACUGUCAAGUCCGACAGGAAAGUGAUGGUCGAGCCGGAGUUGAAAAAAGGAACGCCGACUCACCGCGACGACGACCCGUUCAGUGAGUUUCUUCUCUCAAGUCUGGUCACUUCAGUGGUUUCAGACUUUUGCGUUGAUGAUGAACUUUCCGCGCUUGUCGACGCCAUCUUCGACAAGGUGAUUGGGCUGAAAAAUGUUGCAUGAGUCUUGAAAAGUCGACUUCUGUGAAAAAUCCAAAAAAAAAUGUGCUCCAUUUUUCGGCUGCGAGUUUGAAUUGUAAAAACUAAUUUUUUAUUUAGUUUUUUUUUUCAAAAUUUCAUUAUAAGAUUCCGAUUUAAUUUUCUUCAGUUUCAAAAAAUAAUUUACAUUUUCAGUCGUUAGAGUGAUCUAUUGCGAAAAAUUAAUGAAAAUAAAAUCAGUUUUCGAUUGAAAGAAGGUUAAAUUUUUAAUAUGAUUCCGCAAAUUUUUAAUCAGGUUCUCUAAAAUCGAGUAUUUCGCUCAAUUCUGCCAUGUCUUUUUUUGGAACUUCGGAAAAAUUUAUACUUCGCUCAUUCGAAAUCCGAAAUUCGAAGCAGUCUGACCUGUUUUUGCGCUGAUAUCUUUUCUUUUUGACCAAGCCGAUGACGGAAAAUAGGAGCAGGUAGAAAAGACAGUUUCAAGAUGUAGGGCUACUAAAAACGUUCCAAAUCAGUUGGAUCUUUUUAGAGAAAACUUUGGAAUGAACUUUUUUUGAAAAACAAUGAAUUUUUCAGUACAACGACAUCGAAGACAUUUCGGAGGCUCUCAACUACUACGUCAACAAGCCGGGAUGGGCCUUCCUCGUCUAUGACGUUAGUUCUCAUUCACUUAUCAAAAAAAUAUACCUAUAGUUUGACUCAUUGAAAAGUAAUAUACAUAGAAAGGAUGGAAAGAGACUUCAUAGAAAUUUUCCUUUUAUGGUGACGAAGGCUUCUUUUUUCCUGUCUUUUUGCGUCAUUUUCUAAGCCCUUAUGUCCCAUUUUUGCUGCCUCUCCCUUUUCUAACCAUUUCUCGAGCUUUUAAAAUCCCAGAAAAAUGGAAGGCUUGAUAAAGGGAGUCUCUUUGCGGCCUUUUUUUAAGUCUCUCUCUUUUAACGGCCAUUUUUCACCAUUCCGAAUAUGCCCAAGAACAGGAGCGUCAGAAAAGGUACGGAAAAAAAACGCUAUUUUGACCCCAAAGCUCCUGGACGAGAUCCGAUACUACUGAAACGUUGAUGAAUGUCAUUUGCAACCCUGGUCAAUCUUCAGUUCGCUGAAAAAAAAACGUAGAAUUUAAAAAAAUUGAAUAUCAUAAAAAAAGUCUUGUCCAAAAAAAAUUUUUGUUCGUAUCUUUUCUCACAAAACUGUAUAAUGAGAAAAUAGCUUUGCCUCGUGUCUGCAGUAUUAAAAAAAAAUCGUCGAAAGGCAGUCUAAUAGGAAAGAUUUUCAAAUAUCAAACUGAAACGUGAACGGGAGCAUAUAUCAAAAUGAUAUUUAAUGAAAAGAAACCUUUUCCCUUGCAGAUGGGACCGCCGCCGUCGAUCAUCGCCAGCGACAACGUCCACAAGGACACGAACUUCUGCAUGAAGACCAUCAACAAGGUUUCCGUUGGAUUGUAUUCUGGACAUCUUUAGAAUCAAAUUUUUCGAGCUUCAAUUCAAAAAAUGCUUAUACUACAGAGACAUAAUUUAUGACUUUUUUUUUAGAAGAUAGAAACUGAAGUUAUUCAAAACUGAAAAAUAACAUAUUACAGGCAGGGGUCUGAUAUGCAUAGAAGAGCAUUUUUCAGGUUCAGACUAAUCUUUUCCAUUUCCUCUGACUUUUUACAUCUGAAAACUUAGAACCUGGCUUAUGCUCCUUUUUUUUACAGAAAGUAUCGGCUUUCCUAAAAAAAAGCAAUUUUCAUGAAUCCCCAGUAAAAAUUUUUCGCAACUAAGUUAAAUGUAAACGGAUUUUUUUUCGGUUCGAGAGGAUCAAAUUUCAAUGAUUCGAAAUUUAUUUUCAAAGCACCAUUCCAGCGAUCAGUUUCAAUCUAAACAAAUUCCAAAGCAAUGAAAUUCAAACGUCGAAAAACUCUGAAUUCAAAUUGUCUCUCAAUUAUUUUUUCCUAUUUCAUUGGAGAACGGAGCAGAAUAGUUUUUUUAAAACUGAUUCCCCUAUUUUUACUGAUAAAAUCUUUUCAGCAAAACCCCGAUGGCUCCUUCGCGAUGUAUCAAAUGCUCUCUGGCCUCAUUCAAAAAUAA
This is a messenger RNA of Caenorhabditis auriculariae, 3791 nucleotides long. The record is from the annotation of a GenBank genome assembly. Lineage: Eukaryota; Metazoa; Nematoda; Chromadorea; Rhabditida; Rhabditidae.